AUGUGCACGGGAGGCUGCGCCAAGUGCCUGGGAGGCACUCUCAUCCCCCUGGCUGUGCUAUGUAUCCUCGAUAAUAUUUUGCUGUUUUUCCCUGGAGGAAAGGUGGCUGAAGAAAAUUAUCACAUUUCAGACGAGGUUUGGUGUUUCGGAGGGAUCUUGGGAUCCGGAGUGUUGAUGAUCUUUCCUGCCUUGGUAUUUUUGGGCCUCAAGAAUAAUGAUUGCUGUGGAUGCUGUGGUAAUGAGAGUUGUGGAAAGAGGUUUGCGAUGUUUUCUUCUAUAAUAUUUGCUGCAGUUGGAGUUCUAGGAGCUGGAUACUGCUUUGUUUUGUCAGCAGUAGCCCUAUACAGAGGCCCUAAAUGUAACACUGGAACAGAGUGGACCUAUCCUUUCUAUGAUGGGAACUACCUCUCUAACCAAACACUGUGGGACCUGUGUAAGUCACCUGAAAACAUCGUUACAUGGAACCUGUCCCUGUUCUCCUUGCUGCUCGUCAUGAGUGGGAUCCAGACUGUGCUCUGUGGCAUUCAGGUGGUGAAUGGCCUGUUUGGAACAAUCUGUGGGGACUGCAAAUGUUGCGGGGGAGGCUCAACUGUCUAA
Colius striatus (speckled mousebird) is the source of this 597-nucleotide messenger RNA. It is a transcript of the gene TM4SF4, whose product is annotated as transmembrane 4 L six family member 4. The record is from RefSeq and is a predicted model, not a curated record. The transcript is spliced from 5 exons. Lineage: Eukaryota; Metazoa; Chordata; Aves; Coliiformes; Coliidae. Gene Ontology annotation, cellular component: membrane. Bases 1 to 597 code for a protein of 198 amino acids.